Messenger RNA from Scatophagus argus, 5214 nucleotides. Its product is annotated as zinc fingers and homeoboxes protein 2-like. The transcript is spliced from 14 exons. Gene Ontology annotation, cellular component: nucleus. The record is from RefSeq and is a predicted model, not a curated record. Bases 832 to 3525 code for a protein of 897 amino acids. Gene Ontology annotation, biological process: regulation of transcription by RNA polymerase II. Gene Ontology annotation, molecular function: DNA-binding transcription factor activity, RNA polymerase II-specific; DNA binding. Lineage: Eukaryota; Metazoa; Chordata; Actinopteri; Scatophagidae.
UACGUACUCUGACGUCGGCGAUCAUGUGGCUUUUGGCGUAGAUCCUCCUUGUGAUCGCCAAUUUUUUCUUUCCUGUCGCCUGUUGUCUGUUCGGCUAUUGGACCGCCGUGAGAGUGCUUAAAACAGAUUGGGUUUAUUCCUUCGUUCAGCAGUGGCUUUCGGGGUGUACCGCACUACCUGAGCAUCGCGCUAAAACGGUGGGCAGAUUUCAAGUCUGCAAUAAGAAAAGAAAAUGGAGUGAAAGGAAAGCGAGAGCAAGCUUGCUAAAAGGCCUUCUGCAGUGCACCACGUCAGCUGCUGGCAGAACACAGACACACCCCUUGUGCCAGCGUUAGACCAAUGAGGAGAGGCUGGAGACAGGCCACACCCACUGCAGGGAAGGCAGAGAUUGACAGGUAGCAUCCUGUCAUGCAGUUCCAGGAGGUCGGCCAGCACUGGAGCUGACACUGUCAGCGAGCCCAGACUCCACUACAAUACAGCAGUCCUAUCCCUACCAGACCCUCACCUUCCACUACCCUCCUCUCGCUCCAGCCACUAAUCUUACCCCAGGGGAAGAUUUGUUCUCUACGCUCAGUGGCUGUUCACUCCCAUCUCAGAGACGGUCCUGUUGUCACUACCUCUCCAAAUAUAAGAGAGAGCCCAUGCCUGUAUCCUAGUACAGUCCAGUCCACCUGGCUAUUCUUCAGUACCUUAGACUCUCUAUACACAACACUCUGUGACAAUAGUCGUGCAUCCUGGGCGUCUCAGCCUUCUUUGUAUCACCACUGGCCAAGUACAGGCACCAAGUGAGGGCAACUGUCCACCCAGACAAACUCAGGAUCUACCAUCAUCAUGUCCAGUCGGCGAAAGGCCUCCACUCCCUGCAUGAUCCGACAAGACCAGACCAUGGUGGAGCUGGAUGAUGAGACAGAGGAGUCACAUGGCAUGGAGACAACAAUGGAGAACCAUACUGAGGAGGGACCUACAGAAGCUGAUAUCUCUGCAGAGAUGGAACCCUCUGUAGAAUUAGACCCUCCCACAGCUCCAGACAAACCAACUACUGAGCCCCCAGACCUAUCCAAGCCUCCUCGUAGGCAACAGGGGGGCUACGAGUGUAAAUACUGCCCCUUCUCCACACAGAACCUCAACACUUUCAAAGAGCAUGUCGACGCCAACCACCCUAACGUCAUCCUCAACCCACUGUACCUGUGUGCCGUCUGUAACUUCAACACAAAGAAGUUUGACACCCUGACUGAACACAAUGAGAGGUGUCACCCAGGGGAGAGCAACUUCAAAUUCAAACGCAUCAAAAUGAACAAUCAGACAAUCUUAGAACAGACAAUAGAGGGGUGCAGUAACAAUGCAGUCAUUUACAACACUUCCAGUACCAUUUCUGGCAAAGGGGAUGAACUAGGAACUCUGCCACUUAGCAAACACUCCACAGUGAAGAUUGGUAAACCAAAAAUAAUGCCGUCGGAUAAUAAACGGACUGAAUUGGGUAAACUGACCCCAGAUCUGGCCAAGAAGUCAAUCACAGCACUCAAUGUGAAUGGGACAGUUAUCAUUCCUGAGUCAACUCUGCUCAAAGCAGAUGGCCUUUCUCACAUCAUGCCUUCCCUACAGCGGCCUCUAAACUAUACCCAGGUGCCGAAGAUCGCAGUGCCCCUCAACACAACCAAAUACAACCCUUCGCUGGACGACAACCUGACCCUCAUCUCUUCCUUCAACAAGUUCCCCUAUCCGACACAGGCUGAGCUUUCCUGGCUCACAGCAGCCUCAAAACAUCCAGAGGAGCAAAUCAAAGUCUGGUUCACCACACAGAGACUCAAACAGGGCAUUAGCUGGUCUCCCGAGGAGGUGGAAGAAGCCAGGAAGAAGAUGUUCAAUGGUACGAUCUCCUCUGUGCCUCAGACCUUCACCGUUGUGGCUCCUCAGCUCAACUCCCAAUCAUCCACCAACCUGUCUGCAGCCACUGUGGCCUCCAAAUCCAUGCAGCCUGGAGCCUCUGUCCUGCAGCCCCUCCCCUGUCAGCUCCUGGGACAGACCAGCCUGGUGCUGACUCCUGUGGCUAACGGCUCCACUGUCACUUGUGCACCUCUGGCACUCACUGUUGCUAACCAGGUGGCGCAGUCACUCAAACGACCCCUGGCCUCCCCUGUGAUCGCCACAGAGAGUAAGCGACCCUCCAUCAUUCAGACCAUUUCAGCGCCCAUGGCCACAUCCAAGCUGGUAUCACCCAAAGUGCUGAGUUUCACAGUUGACCCUAGUAAAACAGCUGAACAGCUAUCAGUGCUGAGGUCCAGCUACACGCAGUGUCCUUUCCCUGAGGAAGAUGAGAUCUACCGGCUGAUAGAGACCACUGGGCUGUCCAGAGGAGAGAUAAAGAAGUGGUUCAGUGAACAGAGGCUGCUUAAUCUCAAAGGCGGUCCUGCACCUCCAGUGCUGGUGAAAGCAGAGGUGCAACAAGCACCAAAAGAUGGUCCCGUAAAGAAAGUGGUGCCCAGCCAGUUCCCCCUGCUGGAGAGGGUAAAGGGGAAAUCAUCAGAGCAGCUGCAGGCACUAGAGGAGAGUUUCCAAAGGAGCAGCUCUCCAACAGAGGCAGAUUUAGACCAUCUGGCCCAGGAGACCAGGCUGUCCAAGACGGAGGUGGACUGCUGGUUUUCAGAGCGCAGGGGGCUGAGGGACAACAUGGAAAAGGCUUUACUCACUAUGGCUUCAAAGAGCACAGAAGACAGAGUAGACCGACCGGGAACGCUGCUGAAUGGGGCUUCGCAUCGGGAGCAGGAUGGAAAAUCUCUACGCUCCCCCCCUCACCCACCUGUCCUCUCUUCUUCCUCCUCCUCAUCCUCCCCUCCUGUGCUAGCAGCCUCCUCUCCUCAUCCACCAACCCUCUCCUCCUCUGUGUCACCUCCCAUCCUCACUUCAUCCUCUUCUUCUUCUCCUCAUCCUCCCAUCCUGUCAGCCUCCACGAGCCCAGCCCCCAUCAACAGCCGCUCCCUCACCCUGCUCAGAGAGAUGUUCUGUCGGACUCAGUGGCCAUCUCCUGAAGAGUACAGCCAGCUAGAGGUCCAAACAAGCCUGGGACGCACCGACAUUGUCCGCUGGUUCAAGGAUCACCGCUCGGCACUGAAGAACGGUGAAACUCUGGACUGGAUGGAAGGAUUCCAAAACCAAAACCCUGUAGAGCAGCAAAAAACAGGCCAAGAACAGAACGGCCAGAGUAGUGAGAAAAACCAGAGUCUUUCCUUAGAAGUCAAGGCGGUGACAGUUGAGGAGGCUCGUGAGAACACAGCAGCUGUAACAGAGCACUCCAAGCAGUCCAACCAAGACAAAGUCCAGUGGUUGACUGACAAAUUAACCCACAGUGUGACAGACCUGAACCGGACCAGACCAGAGCAGACCACCUCUAGCACUACUGACAAAGGGAGGUGGGUUAAGGUGACCGUGGAAGUGGGGGAGGAGAGUGAAGAAGCAGUGGAAAGACAGAGGCUGGCAACAGACGCUGAUGUUCUGACCUUGGAGCAACAUGGGAGGGUCACUGGUUGAUGGUUGACUAAAUCAUUGACUGCUGAGUCACCGAUCAUCAAGUGACGACUUGAGAUGAUCAAACGCGGAGCCAGUGGUGUAACUGUCUGCAUGUGAUGUCAUCACAAAGAGCCGUGGACUUUGGAGUCCCACAGUUAAAGCACUGAUGUGUGGUUCCAAUGCUGACAUUAAGAGGAGUGCCAAAGCUGGACUUGAUGCAUUAUUCUUACUAUUACUACACUUUUUUUUUUUUUAAGAUGCACCCUUGUAAAUAUUUUUCUGUAUGACAAAAAAAGUUUGUACAGUUUUACUGGGAGGGUAAGUUUUGUUACAUUUCUAAAAAAAAAGUCUGACUGAUGCCCCAAAACCUGGAAUGUUUUUGUUUUUGUUGUUUUAAGAUCCAAGUGUAUAAUAGUCUGUUAUUUCCUGAAAAUCAGUCCUAUUUUUUUCAUACCUGGAAAAAUCAUACCUGUUCACUACUCAUUAUGAGUAGUCUUUGAUGGCACUUGCAUAUAUCCCAGUGGUAGUGAUAAAUGUCUACAGGCUAGGCCACUUUAUUUCAAACUAUUAGGAAAUGGUAACUUUCCCUUUUUCUCCUGCAGCAUCACCUUGACUCACCAUCAUAGAAUUACGCUGGUGAAGGUGGAAAUCACUCAAAGCUGCUACAGGGGCACUCAGAAGGAGUGACGGUGUUCUGAACACAGUAUAGCCUCACUGCUGAGAGGCUGGAGAAUGAACGCAAACAGACCAAGAAAGACUGCAUUUGGGCAAAUGAAUGAAUGCACUGUACGACCCAACUCCCAGCAUCUUUUCUAAUCAGCUGGUUCUCGCAUCAGUACCCGAGGCAUGUUUAAGAGGCUUCAACAGCACAGAAUGUUCCUUUCUCGAUAUAGAAACGAUUAAUCACAUAGAGAAGAGGGUGGAGUGUCUGUGUGAUCGCACCAUGCUGCCUUUUCAGCUCUCUUAUCUGACAUUUGCUGUGUGCUGCAGAACUGGGUACAGCGCAGACCGGUGAUGAUGAUGACUUAAGUAUUUCAUUUGUUUGUUUGAAAAACUUGAAAUAUUUUUGACUGAACUUGCCAAGAACUUUUUGAUGAAAGUGUUUUGCGCAUGACAAAAUAAGUGAAGCUCCUUUAUUUGAGCCAUGCCAGAUAUCCAUUUUGCUGAGCUGUGAUCGGUGAGCACAUCUCUCUGUCUUCUCUUUAGGCUUUGUGUCCUUAGAAAAGUCCUUCUGUUCAGAGCUGGGUUGGGUUUGGUUGAUUUUUGUAUAGUGAGUUCAGAACACCUGAAUUAUAUCCGAGACUUAACGAGACAAAUGAUCAAACUUGUGCUGAUUUUAUGAAAACUGGCAAAAAAAAAAAAAGCAUUUGGAAUUUCACAACAGCCAAAACUGUCAUGGACUGCUUGCAUGUGCUUCAACAACUCAUUUUCAAAAAUAUUUUCAAGGGAUAUCUAUGAUUUAUGGGUCAGAUUGCAAGCGCUUGCAGCAUUUGUGCAAGCUUAAACAGUUAAGUUGAACCAUCAUUUUAAGCUGGUUUGAACAGCAGGUGUGUGGCUGAAUGUCUGUUGCUGCUGCUGAUGUUUUAGUUUCACGUUCAGACAAGUAUCUGGGAUACUAUAUAUUCGGUUGGCUAGAAUGGAAAACCGCUUGCAUUUUCAUUUUCUACUUUUAAGUCUGCUGUAACUCAAUAAAUACACAACCAACUGUAA